AACCCGACGCUCUUGGCCUCCUUAAGCUGGAGAUCUGCUCCUCUGCUCCAUGACUCAGAUGAAGGCUGCACUGCUCCUCCUGAAUCCAAAGAUCAUUAGAGGAGGGCUGUCUGACAGCUGGCGAGGCUGACCGUCUGUCUGUCACAAGCAGGAAAUGCAAACGAUGCGGGAGAGCGCCGUUUCCCAUUCUCACUCUGUCGCAUGCAUUCAGUCUCCUCACAGCCAUUUGCAUCCAAGGACCGAAGCAGCAGCGUUUUCUCAUGACUGCGAGACUCGACCUCAAACGAUGACGAUGAGCUUUCUUGGAAAAAUGAGGAACCUGAACAGUGGACCUCCUGCUCCUCCCAGACGCACAGAAAUCAGAGCAGGGUUUGAAUGGCCACAGGAAGAAUUUGACGACGAGGACGGAGACAUGUACGAAGUACCUCCUUGUGAGCGUGCUCCUCUUAAAGCGCCCUCAAGCCAAGGACAAGAAAACAUUUAUUUAGAAAGGUCGUCCAACCCCACAGCUCAACAGAGGGGGGUCACCCCUAUCCCACCCCGACCAGGAAAACCUCCGAAACCUCACAAAGAGGAGCUCUUCAGUGAUUCCAACAGCAAAAAACCGCCUGAAAUAGACAGAAACGACAAGCCCGGGAGGAAGGUGAGGCCUCCUCCUGCAGCCGCUCCUGCUCCCGCCGCUGUCCCUGCAGCUGAAGAUGACGACGUGUAUCUGGAUCCAAACACAGAACAGGAAGAUAAUGAUGUGUACUUAGAGCCAGAAGCAGCUUGCCCUGCUCCCAAACGUGGACCAGCCAGAGCGCCGCCGUUGUCCAAACCGUCUCCCGCUCCUCCCAAACCCACGAUGAAACCUUCACUUCGAGGAUCUAGUACAUCAGUGUUUCCUCCAAUGCCUGACAAAAAAUCAAGUGACGAAAGACGUGCCAGUACACCCAGAGCCCCCCCACCCACUCCUGGAGCAAAGCCUCCAUUACCGGGGAACAUGAAGGAUCCGAAGCCCAUGCCUCCUGUUCCUCCGAUGGCCGACACAAAGCCUGCAGGUGGGCUUAGGAAAUCUGGAUCAUUUGGGACGGAGGAAAAGGAUUGGUUUGCUGGAGACUGCAGUAGAAAAGAAGCUGAGGAACUUUUACAGAGAUAUAAAAAGGACGGUGUCUUCCUGAUCCGACACAGCUCCAACCAAAGCUCCACCCAGCCGUACACCCUGGCCAUGCUCUACCAGCAGAAGGUGUACAACAUUCCUGUCCGAUUCCUGGAAGAAACUCAGAGCUAUGCCCUCGGAAAGGAGGGCAAGAGGAAUGAAGAGGUUUUCUCCAGUCUUGAUGAGAUGGUUUCCUACCACAGGAAAAACCAAAUCCUUCUGAUUGACAGCAGGAGCCAGGCCAAGCACACAGCGAACCUAACCCAAGCUGCACGCUCUUGAAACCACUCCAACAGUUUGCCGUGCUGAGAUUCACUGGAGGCACAAGCUCACAUCUUUCUUUAUGAAAACACCACAGGGCGUCUUUCAGACGAGAGGAACCACGAGCUGCACCAGACGGAAGCAAAAGGCUUAGAAAUCACUUGACGGAGUGAUUUUAAAACACAACAUCGUUUUAGUGAAUAUUGCACAAGUGAAAAAAAAAACACUUUUCUGAGAUGGAAACUCACUACAACACUCAUUCAGUUGGUUUGGUGGAAGUAAAGACUCAUUAUUAAAUUGCUCUAGUCAUAAUAUGUUGUCAUGUAUUCAAAUCACUUCAUAACUGCAUGUUUUGCAUUUUUUCCGAUUCCUUGGAAUGUUCUGUAGUUUUGACGUGUUAUUUUAAAUAUAUUUAAAGACUUUUUUCCUGUAUUUCUUUUCAAAACUUCCAAAAGAUAUCCUACAUCUAACUAAAUAUGUUUUUAAAACUGUUUCUGAGGUGUUUAAAGGUCAUAAAUGCUGGAAUUGAAUGCAACACCCCCCGACAACAAAAUGUGCCUACGUUUUAGCUUCUCAUUACUGUCGUGUUUUACCUAUAUUUAUAAAACAAAGCUGAGCUUUUCUAAAAUGCAAACUUUUAUGCAAAUGUUGGUGCAACGUUUGCAUGAACUAAAUAAUGCCCUGGAGUCCGUUUAUGAAGCACUCGUGCGUGAAGCUCCCACAGAGGCUCUUAUGACCGCCUGACCAAUGCAAACACCACAAAGUGCAACGUAGGGAAAGUUUUAUUUGUUGCAGUUAUUUACCAACUUUCAAUAUUCUAAUAAAAAAUAAAAUUACAUC
Molecule: messenger RNA, 2239 nt
Organism: Nothobranchius furzeri (turquoise killifish)
Lineage: Eukaryota; Metazoa; Chordata; Actinopteri; Cyprinodontiformes; Nothobranchiidae
Source: RefSeq, a predicted model, not a curated record